Drosophila eugracilis is the source of this 1251-nucleotide messenger RNA. RefSeq names its product GTP-binding protein Rheb homolog (gene Rheb). Bases 314 to 862 code for a protein of 182 amino acids. The record is from RefSeq and is a predicted model, not a curated record. Gene Ontology annotation, molecular function: GTPase activity; GDP binding; GTP binding. The transcript has 5 exons. Gene Ontology annotation, cellular component: plasma membrane. NCBI's taxonomy places the organism in Eukaryota, Metazoa, Arthropoda, Insecta, Diptera, Drosophilidae. Gene Ontology annotation, biological process: small GTPase-mediated signal transduction.
UAAAUGGUAUUUUUGCGUCGCCUCUUCCAGGACUGACUCAACUUAGAAAUCGCUAUUUUAUUUUCGACGAUCUUAUACAUAAUAUUUGAAUUAAAAUAGUUGGAAAGGCCCUAGCUGUGAUAGCAACAAGUAUCCCUAGCAAAAAAAGUGAAGUCAGAAGCAGUAAUCCUCGUCUACACAGCCACUGGCGCACAGACACACACCCACACCAGCGCACAUAAAAUCGAAGGGUCGAAAACAUUAAAAAAAGUGUGGAAGAGCUCCAAAACCAGGAGUUUUAUUAUUUUAUUUCAAAGCAUUCUAUCCAAAAAAAAUGCCAACCAAGGAGCGCAACAUAGCCAUGAUGGGCUACCGAUCAGUGGGUAAAUCGUCGCUCUGCAUACAGUUCGUGGAAGGCCAGUUCGUUGACUCCUAUGACCCCACCAUCGAGAAUACCUUCACGAAGAUUGAGCGUGUGAAAUCGCAAGAUUACAUCGUGAAGCUUAUCGAUACGGCCGGCCAGGACGAGUACAGCAUAUUCCCAGUGCAAUACAGCAUGGACUACCACGGCUACGUCCUGGUGUACUCAAUAACCAGCCAAAAGUCCUUUGAGGUGGUCAAGAUAAUAUACGAGAAGUUGCUGGAUGUGAUGGGCAAGAAAUAUGUACCUGUGGUGUUGGUGGGCAACAAGACCGAUCUGCACCAGGAAAGAACCGUUUCCACGGAAGAGGGCAAGAAGCUGGCCGAAUCCUGGAGAGCUGCAUUUCUCGAAACAUCCGCUAAACAAAACGAGUCUGUGGGAGAUAUAUUCCAUCAGCUACUGAUCCUGAUCGAGAACGAAAACGGAAAUCCCCAGGAGAAAAGCAGUUGUCUCGUAUCGUAGGGUCCCUGGCUAGCUAAAAGUACGGCCGAACUGUUGGGAAUACGGCGAAUCGCUAUGGCAAUACGAAAAUCGAUUAUCUCUUAUCUACACAGUUGGGCCAGCGUGCACUGGCGGGGGCGGUCCGUGCCCCUUGUGCGCAGCAGGAAAAUCUAAAAAAAAACCUAAUAGACCUAAUAGCUUUAAGUCCACACAGCAAGUAACCAGCAUCAAGCGACUUAGAUGCGUCCGCUAACGCUGCCCAGCAGAUUUUGUGGUUCGCGUUUAGCGCAACGCAACAGGUUUAAGUUAGUACACUUUUUUCACAACAACAAUUCAGUUACAAAGUUCAUAUACAAAUUAUAUCAACAUUAUGUUUUUAGUUUCAAUUAAAAUAUAAUUUUUUCAAGUAA